AUGGCGACGCCGGCGCCGCGCAUCCAGCGCCUGAGCCCGGACGUGGUGAACCGCAUCGCGGCCGGGGAGGUGGUGCACCGCCCCGCCAACGCCGUGAAGGAGCUGCUGGAGAACUCGCUGGACGCGGGAGCCACGCACGUGGCGGUUACCGUGAGCCAGGGCGGGCUCAAGCUGCUGCAGAUCCAGGACAACGGCCGCGGCAUCCAGCGCCAGGACCUGGACAUCGUGUGCGAGCGCUUCACCACCAGCAAACUCAAGAGCUUCGAGGACCUGAAGGACAUCAAGAGCUUCGGCUUCCGCGGGGAGGCGCUCGCCAGUAUCUCGCACGUGGCGCACGUGACCAUCACGUCCAGAACGGCGGACCAGCCCUGCGCCUACAAAGCUUCGUACCGAGACGGGAAGCUUGUGGCCAAGAAGCCCGGCGAGUCCAAGGACCCCAAGCCGUGCGCCGGAAAGAACGGGACGCAGAUUGUGGUGGGUUUCUUAGAGGGGUGGGAUAUUUGA
Phytophthora sojae is the source of this 504-nucleotide messenger RNA. RefSeq lists its product as hypothetical. The transcript is spliced from 2 exons. The record is from RefSeq and is a predicted model, not a curated record. Gene Ontology annotation, cellular component: MutLalpha complex. Gene Ontology annotation, biological process: mismatch repair. NCBI's taxonomy places the organism in Eukaryota, Oomycota, Peronosporomycetes, Peronosporales, Peronosporaceae. Gene Ontology annotation, molecular function: ATP binding; ATP-dependent DNA damage sensor activity; ATP hydrolysis activity. Bases 1 to 504 code for a protein of 167 amino acids.